AUGGGUUACCACGUUUCUGACGCAAAUUCGUACCUUGUCAUCACCGGAGGUGGCAUAAAGGACAUCAGCAUUGUUAAGAAGGCUUUCGUGUAUCCAUGGCAAAAGCACUCCAUCAUAUCCAUCAGCCCUUUCGACUUCGAGAUUACGCUUCAAGCUAUGACUUGCGAGAAGCUGCAAUUCAGUCUCCCUGCCGUGUUCACCAUUGGGCCAGACGACACUGCGGACUCUCUGCGAAAGUACGCUAAGAUUCUCACGGGGAGGGAUGCAGGCAAACGCGAAACUGCUACAGGUCGUAGCCAUGUCCAAGACAUAGUCAAAGGUAUCAUUGAGGGAGAGACCCGCGUGAUCGUCUCCGGGAUGACCAUGGAAGAAAUAUUCAAGGAGCGCCAACUGUUCAAGAGCAAGGUCAUCGAAAACGUACAGGAGGAACUUAACCAAUUCGGACUGAGGAUUUAUAAUGCCAAUGUGAAGGAGCUCCAAGACACAGCAGGAUCCGAAUACUUCAAGUUCCUUAGUCGAAAAGCUCAUGAAGGUGCUUCCAACCAAGCCAAAGUCGAUGUCGCCAAUGCUUGUAUGAUGGGCGAAAUUGGAGAAGCAGAGAAGCGUGGCAAGACCAAGCAAGAAAUCAGCCGAAUCAACGCAGAAACCGCGGUCUUGGAAACCAAGCGAAAGUCCGAGAAGGCCACCGCAGAUGCCGAGUUCACAACUACCCAGACCAAGCUCAAUAUGGGUAUCAAUCUAGAAAAUAUCCAGGCAACUCGUCGUGCCGAAGCUAAGGAUGCUGAAUUGCAACGUGACGUCGAGGUCAAACGAGCGGAAAUGGAACUGGAGAGGAUGAGAGCGACUGAGGUCGUCCAAGCCACAAUCAAGAGGGAAUCCGCAGAACAAGCAGCCGAGGCGAAGCUAUUCUCCGAAACUAAAAGUGCCAAUGGAUUGCUCUACAGAGAAAAGCAAGCAGCAGAAGCACGACUAUUUAUGGACACGAAAUCUGCGGAAGGACUCCUGUAUAAGCACCGCCAAGACGCAGAGGCCAACUAUUACCGCGUGGCGAAAGAGGCUGAAGCCAUAUUAUAUGCUGAAAGACAAGCCGCCCAAGCCGCGACAGUCAAGGCUGAAGCAUCAUACUUCGCCAAAAAGAAAGAGGCAGAAGCGAUGACUGAGAUGGCCAAAGCAUACGGUCACAUGUCAGAGGUGCUCGGCGGACCCCAAGGCUUACUUCAGUAUAUGAUGUUGCAAAACGGUACCUACGAAAAGCUCGCCAACGCAAAUGCAGCAGCAAUCAACGGGCUCCAACCGAAGAUCACUGUUUGGAACACGGGGGACAGCGCUGGCUCUUCGAGCGAUGGUACGGGAGCCAUUCGGAAUAUUAUGCAGAGCCUCCCUCCGCUUUUCUCCACAAUCAACGAGCAGACAGGAAUUUCGCCCCCUACGUGGUUGGCGCAAAUGGGCCCCAGCCAGGCGCUCGACAAGGGGAAGCCAAAGGGGAAGUAUGUCAACGGUGAGGUCAAUGGCCAUUGA
Molecule: messenger RNA, 1518 nt
Organism: Letharia columbiana
Lineage: Eukaryota; Fungi; Ascomycota; Lecanoromycetes; Lecanorales; Parmeliaceae
Exons: 5
Coding region: 1-1518 (505 amino acids)
Biological process (GO): protein localization to plasma membrane
Cellular component (GO): plasma membrane
Source: RefSeq, a predicted model, not a curated record